AUGCCAGAACUCACGCUCGAUACACUGGUCGACGAUGGAAACUAUUUGGGCUCUGAACGCGCGAGGAUCGAGAACAAAGUCAUCCUCGAUGAAUUGGAGCGCAAGAAGAAGGCUAGGAGCAUGGCCGUCCCAACCGAUGACAAUCGGGUAAAAGCGCGCCUGCGAGAGAUUGGAGAGCCUAUCACAUUAUUCGGUGAACGAGCUGCAGAUCGACGUGACCGUUUGAUCUAUGUACUGUCUCAAAUUAAUGCUGCACGAGGGGAUGACGCCAUGCAAGUGGACGAGGAGUCUUCAGAUGACAGUGAAGAAGAGGUAGAAGAAUUCUACUCACCGGGCUCACUUGAGUUGUUGGAAUCACGGCGGAGAUUGGCCGAGUUCUCUCUCCCUAGAGCUCAAAAGCGAAUCGCUCAGCAGCGGUUAGACAGCAAGAUACCUCUUGGUCGGAUUAUAGACAUCCGAAAACAUGUGUUCGCAGAUGUCAAGAGCUUCUCAAAUCUUGGCUCUCAAAUUGGCGAUGAACGCCCUAUAUCACUUGUGCGCUUCUCACCAAAUAGCGAGAUCCUCGCCACAGCCAGUUGGUCAGGAUCUCUUAAGUUGUGGAAUACUCCAGCAUGUACACCGAUACGGACAUUGCGAGGGCACAGUGAUCGCGUAGGUGGUGUAGCAUGGCAUCCUAGAGCCACCCUAUCUCAAAGUGCAGAUGCAGUCAAUCUCGUAAGUGGUGCUGGGGAUACGUGCGUCAACUUUUGGUCACUCAACAGCGAGACACCAUUAUCAGUCAUGAAAGGUCACCAAGAUCGGAUAUGUCGUGUCGCUUUUCAUCCUUCCGGUGACUACGUAGCCAGCGCUAGUUUCGACACAACAUGGCGGCUAUGGGAUGUAGCGACCUCGAAAGAGCUGCUGCUCCAGGAAGGACAUUCGAAGGAGGUAUAUACAGUGGAGUUUCAAGAUGAUGGUGCUUUAGUUGCUUCUGCUGGGUUGGAUGCAAUUGGACGUGUGUGGGACCUGCGAACAGGGCGCACAGCAAUGGUUCUAGAUGGCCACGUCCAAGGCAUACUUUCUCUUAGUUUCUCACCCAAUGGCUACCAAAUCGCUACCGGCGCAUCGGACGACACGAUUCGAAUAUGGGACAUGCGUUCGCUCAAUGCCCUGUAUACGAUACCCGCACAUUUGAACAACGUAUCCGACGUCCGCUUCUUCCGCUCCGACGGCACCCUACCUCUACACAUCGCUUCUCAGGCCUCGCCCACUCCAGAUGUCUCGAUGGACAGCGCCGAUACUUCCGAUGUUAAAGAGGAAUCUGUGACUCCUGCACCGACACCAGCCCCGAAUGCAACACAAGACAAGGCCGCGUUGACCCAAGAAUGGCAAUACCGCUCUGGCUUGUAUUUGGCCAGCGCAGGAUAUGACGGUGUUGUCAAACUUUGGAGUGCGGACGAUUGGCAGCUUCUUGCUACUUUGCAGACGGAUGGCAGCAAAGUGAUGUCUGUCGAUCUCUCAAGCGAUGCGAAGCUGCUUGCUUCAGGAACGUAUAAUCGGAACUUUCAAUUGUUUUCGCCAGAGAGCGCGUUGUAG
Heterobasidion irregulare TC 32-1 is the source of this 1575-nucleotide messenger RNA. RefSeq lists its product as uncharacterized. Gene Ontology annotation, molecular function: protein binding; U6 snRNA binding; U4 snRNA binding. The transcript has 9 exons. Gene Ontology annotation, cellular component: U4/U6 x U5 tri-snRNP complex. Gene Ontology annotation, biological process: mRNA splicing, via spliceosome. The coding region runs from base 1 to 1575 and encodes 524 amino acids. The record is from RefSeq and is a predicted model, not a curated record. NCBI's taxonomy places the organism in Eukaryota, Fungi, Basidiomycota, Agaricomycetes, Russulales, Bondarzewiaceae.